AUGAACACCAUCAUCGCCUUCGCCGCCAUCUUGGCCGUCGCUAGCGCCUCCGUCCUAGCUCCCCUAGCUGCCUUCUCAGUGCCCGCCUCCAGCCAGUUCCACGCCCAAGACGAGCUAGGCCAGUACACCUACGGAUAUUCCAACUACCUCUCGGCCAAAGCGGAGUCCAGAUCGCUAGAUGGCAGCACCACCGGCAGCUACAGCUACGUCGAUCCUGACGGCAAAGUCCAGUCGGUAGAGUACACCUCCGAUGCUGUCCACGGGUUCAGGGUUGCCGCCUCCAACCUACCUGUUGCUCCUGCUGUACCGGAAGUUCCUGCUUUGGUUCAGCCGACUCCUGUGCAAGAUACCCCCGAGGUUGUGGAGGCGAGAGCUAAGCAUUUGGCUGCUGUAGAGGAAGCUAAGGUCCGUGCAAUCCAAGUUGACGCAGUUCCAACGGUAGUCUCAAAUUCAGUAGAAGCUAAAUCUGUAGCUGCCCCAGCUGUAGUUGCUCCUGCCAUUACUGCAGCUCCACUAGCCCCUGUACAACACUUGGCAUUCAGAUCUGGCUUCCUAACCCCUAGCAUUGCCUACAGGACAGCUCCAGUUUCUGCCUUCGGCUACUCCUACAACAUUAAUGGCUUGUACGGCUACAACAAUUUGUAUACUUACCCGGGAUUCACCGCCUAUUCGGUACCAUUCGCUUCCCAAGUUUUCACCACGCCAUCUGUCGGGCAAAGCGUGGAAGUUGCCCGGAGUUCAACGGCUACACAAGAAGACAAUAGGAGCGAAAGGAGUGAGCAAUGA
Molecule: messenger RNA, 786 nt
Organism: Phaedon cochleariae (mustard beetle)
Lineage: Eukaryota; Metazoa; Arthropoda; Insecta; Coleoptera; Chrysomelidae
Source: the annotation of a GenBank genome assembly